This is a messenger RNA of Austrofundulus limnaeus, 1067 nucleotides long. Its product is annotated as coenzyme Q-binding protein COQ10 homolog, mitochondrial. Gene Ontology annotation, cellular component: mitochondrion. Gene Ontology annotation, biological process: cellular respiration. The transcript is spliced from 5 exons. The coding region runs from base 105 to 845 and encodes 246 amino acids. Lineage: Eukaryota; Metazoa; Chordata; Actinopteri; Cyprinodontiformes; Rivulidae. Gene Ontology annotation, molecular function: ubiquinone binding. The record is from RefSeq and is a predicted model, not a curated record.
CUAACUGGUUGGAGCUGAUGACGCAACCUGUUACGUAAGACACUUUCCUUAUUUGGAGCACACUGCUCACCUCUCGGUAUAAAACCUGCAGCUCAGACGGUGGCAUGGAGCUCUGUUUCAGAGGAAACGUCAUCAUGAGCAACAAAACCAGUUCACUUCUCUACAAAACGCUGCUGGACGUGAAGGAUGUCCAUUUUCUGAGAACGGUGCAAAGAAAUACAAGAAGAACUCAUCACAGACACUUGGGAUCUUGUGCGAUGGUGGCUGGAAGGAUGAGCAGUCUGCAGCUCAGUCCUGUCCCCUCCAUCAGGACCCCCAGCUGCAGCUUCUUUAACUUGGCUGCUCCCAUCAGCAGCCGCAGGAUGGAGUACGCUGAGCACCGGACACUGGAGUUCACCCCAGAACAGAUCUACAGCGUGGUGGCCAACGUGGACCAGUACCAGCAUUUUGUUCCCUGGUGCAAGAAGUCCCGGAUGACGAAGGGACCAAACGGUGACACGCGGGCAGAGCUGGAAAUAGGUUUUCCUCCCAUCACUGAGCGAUAUACCUCUGAGCUGACCUUUGUACCAAACCACCAAAUCAGAGCUGUGUGCACUGAUGGAUCUCUCUUCAGCCAUCUUGAAACUUUAUGGAGGUUUGCCCCCGGAGCCAAAGACCCACCGGGCUCUUGCAAAGUGUACUUCUUUGUCUCGUUCGAGUUCAAGUCGGUGCUGCACUCUCAGCUGGCCAGCGUGUUCUUCGACGAGGUGGUGAAGCAGAUGGUCGGUGCCUUUGAGUCUCACGCUGCGACGCUUUACAGAAACAACACGUCGUUCAGGAGGAGACCGGCGUUAAACAACCACUGACCCCACCAUGUUGUUUUUGUUUUUUUUAAACCAAAGCCUGCCGUCGUGCUGCUUGGACUACAACUUGACUGACACUGGAGACCAGUUUGCACUUAAAAUAUCUCUAUUUAUGUCUCAACUAAAAACUAAUUUAUUUUAAAUUCGUAUUUAUUACCUGGGCCAAAAUGAAUGUAUCAUAUUUAAACCAUCCUGUUUUACAGAAAUAAACACUUUGUGGGAUAA